Agrilus planipennis (emerald ash borer) is the source of this 1073-nucleotide messenger RNA. RefSeq names its product 28 kDa heat- and acid-stable phosphoprotein. Gene Ontology annotation, molecular function: RNA binding. The transcript has 5 exons. The record is from RefSeq and is a predicted model, not a curated record. Gene Ontology annotation, cellular component: cytosol. Bases 259 to 816 code for a protein of 185 amino acids. Lineage: Eukaryota; Metazoa; Arthropoda; Insecta; Coleoptera; Buprestidae.
UUUUAUAGAAUUUAUGACUAAUUAUGACUACUCGUAAUAUCUAGUUUUAGCACAAAUGACUAGAAGAUAGCGUGAUAAAGUGACAACAGCAGGGGACUGCAGUGUUGGCUAGGGCAUUGUGUUGAAUUUUUAUUAGAAUUUCCUUUAGGACUUGUUCAGAGUGACUUCAAAAUUUUUUUUGUGACUAAUAUUGUGGAUAAUUUUUUCAGUUCCUUUUAUCGGUUAAUACUAGUACGUUUCAAAGUUGCGUCAUUCAGAAUGCCAAGAGGAAAAUUCACAAGUCAUAAAGGAAGAAAUCGUCGUUUUACCAAUCCCGAAGAACUAGAAGAGGAACGAAGGAAAGAGGAACAGCAACGAAAAUGGAGACAACAAAGAGGUGAAGUCAGUAGUAGUGAUGAAGAAGAGGCUGGUGAUGAAGAAAAUAGUGAGGCAGCUAGUAGUGAAGAAGAGACUGAUAGUGAUGAGGAACCUAAGGCCAAAGGUGUUUCUAAUCUUAUAGAAAUUGAGAAUCCAAACAGGGUUCAAAAGAAAGCUAAAAAAUUAUCCACACUGAAUACCUCCACUUUAAGUGAUGACUCUCCACAGUUAUCUAGAAGAGAAAGAGAGGAAAUUGAAAAACAAAAAGCACAAGCACAUUAUCAAAAAUUACAUGCAGAGGGCAAAACAGAACAGGCUAGAGCAGAUUUAGCACGUUUAGCAAUCAUAAAACAACAAAGAGAAGAGGCACAGAAGAGAAGAGAACAGGAAAAGAAACAAAAAGAGGAAGCGGCAAAGCAGAAGACUGCUCAAACUCAAAAAGCUUUAGGAAAGAAAUGAAAUUAUUGACUAUUUAUUAGGAUAAAACUACAUGCUACAGCUGUUGAACAUCCUUACUGUUUGAUGAUGCAAUAAACUGCAAUUAUUUUCCAUAAAAGCAAAUACUUUGAUUUCAAUAUUAUUCAAAUGUUUUGUUCUUUUUUAUUAUGAAAGUUACAAUGUUUUAUUUCUGAUAUGUUAUCACUUUUUAGACAAAAACUAAUUAUGUAUGUUAAUGUACAUCCUAUAUUAAAAAAUAUAUAAUUUUUGUAAACGAA